AUGGCAGACAACGAAAGCCCCGAGAGGCGGAGACCGCGCAGAAUGAGCGCCAUGUACCGCCGUGGCUCCCACCUGAGCGAGGCAAGCUUCAUGGAAGAUGUCGAGAUGGCCCAAGAUGAGGUAUACGAACUCGGGCCCAUGCCUCUCCCUGCUCCUUCCCGCCCUGCCUACAACCCUCGUGGAAGGAAGCCUGGCCAGCAGCUGACGCCAAAAAUCCAGGUCUUCUCCGGUCCCAUGAGCGAAAGCGUCCCCACGAGCGUAUCCGGCUUCCGCCACCGACGGUCGCGCGCCGACUCGAGCGCCAGUCUGACGAGUUUCGCCUUCUACGAUGAAGAGCAGGAUUCACAGGGUGAGGACGAGGAUAGCGCAAUCUUGGAGGACGGAGAGAGCACGUACAACAAUGGCUAUACCGUGUCGGAACUGGAAGACCUCGAGGCGGGAACAUCGUCUCACUCAUCACAAUCACCGACACCAUCGCGGCGGAAAUCGAGCGGCAGCAGGAAGUCCUCUGAGAGGCCAUUACUGCGAAGGAAAUCCUCGGCAGGCAGCACAGGCUCAGGCAUCGACUGGAGAGGGCGCAGGUCCAACCAGAAGAUCUACAUCAUGACCGAGGAUCUUACCAUCGUCAUCGCCGGCUUCAAGACAUCUCUCUUUGGCUAUGCGCUGUAUGCGCUUCUAUGCAUGGCGACACUGGGCCUCGGCUGGCUUCUGUUCAGAUGGCUGCCACGCUGGAGGGUCGCCAUAAUCGGAAAGACCACACCGCUUAAGGAGUGCGACUGGAUCGUCACCGAAAAUCAGUGGGGAGAGUUCGCGGUACAGAGCGUCAGCAAGCAGAUCUACGGACGCUCGCUAUCAACUGUAUUCGGCGACCCUGAAAAGGGACGCCCGAGGGAAUGGGAUGAGGAAGAUGAUCCGCUCAUUGGCGAGCUAAGAUGCUUGGACUACCGCUAUAUUCGCUUCGUAUACCACCCCAUCAAGGACAAGUUCGUGCUCGCAAACACCUGGAAGGAUCCCACCUGGACCGACGUCUCGGCCCUGCGCGAGGGUCUUGACAACGAUGAACGCGACUACCGCGAACUUGUCUUUGGAAAGAACCUGAUCGACAUCGCCGAGAAGACCAUCGGUCAGCUUUUGGUUGAUGAAGUCUUCCAUCCUUUCUACGUCUUCCAGAUUGCCAGUCUGAUCCUCUGGUCCAUGGACGAGUACUACUACUAUGCUUGUGCCAUCUUCAUCAUCUCGGCAGUCAGUAUCGUCACCACGCUCGUCGAGACAAAGGCUUCCAUGAAGCGGCUACGUGAGGUUUCAAAGUUCGAGUGCGAAGUCCGUGUACUACGCAGCGGCUUCUGGACUCACGUCGACUCUGCGGAGCUUGUACCCGGAGAUGUCUACGAAGUCACCGACCCUUCGCUUGCCUUAUUCCCCUGCGACAGUCUGUUGCUCUCUGGAGACUGUAUUGUCAACGAGAGUAUGUUGACUGGCGAGUCGAUUCCUGUUUCCAAGAUUCCCAUGUCGAACCACGCCCUGGAUUUGCUUGACCUCAGCGCAUCGGCUGUUCACCCAGAGGUUGCGCGACACAUGCUGUUCAGUGGAACCAAGAUCAUCAGAGCUCGCAGACCACAUGAAGACCAUGUUGAUGAUGAGGCUGCUGCAUUGGCCAUGGUUGUGCGCACUGGUUUCAACACCACCAAGGGCGCGUUGGUCCGAUCUAUGCUCUUCCCCAAGCCCUCAGGUUUCAAGUUUUACCGCGACUCCUUCCGAUACAUCUCCGUCAUGGCGUUCAUUGCCAUGAUUGGCUUCGUCGCAUCUUUCAUUAACUUUGUACAUCUGGGUCUCGCGUGGCACUUGAUCGUUGUACGAGCUCUCGAUCUCAUCACCAUUGUCGUUCCUCCUGCGCUGCCGGCCACGCUCACCAUUGGUACUAGCUUCGCCCUGUCACGCUUAAAGCAGAAGCAGAUUUUCUGUAUCAGCCCGCAGCGAGUCAACGUGGGUGGUAAGCUGGAUGUAGUUUGCUUCGACAAGACUGGAACGCUUACUGAGGAGGGUCUCGAUGUCUUGGGAGUUCGCGUAGUCGAGCGACCCAGGAACAGGUUCAGCGAGCUCCUUCCAGACGCCUAUGACAUCCUUCCCGCAUCCCAGCACGACCGCGACCCAACCGUAGAAUACCUGGCACACAAGACUAUCCUAUACACCAUGGCCACCUGUCAUUCACUUCGUAAGAUCGAUGAUGAGCUAGUAGGCGAUCCACUCGACGUCAAAAUGUUCGACUUUACCGGCUGGAGCUACGAGGAAGGAGAACAGAAGGCUGGCAACGGUGGUGAUGACGAUGAGCAGAAGCUGUCGCCGUCUGUCGCUCGACCACCACCAGGCCGAGAGUACGACGUCGACGAUCUUGAAGACGAGGCCAACAGGAGGCAGGUCGAACUUGGUGUGCUGAAGGCAUUCGAAUUCGUCUCCCAGUUACGAAGAGCUAGUGUUAUCGUCCGACAAUUUGGUUCAAAGAGCGGACAGGUGUACGUCAAGGGCGCGCCCGAAGUCAUGAAGGAGAUCUGCCGACCUGGAAGCUUUCCUACUGAUUACGAGGAGCUUCUAGCCUUCUACACCCACCGUGGAUUCCGUGUUAUUGCCUGCGCAACAAAAACGAUCCCCAAGCUCAACUGGCUCAAGACACAGAAGAUGAAGCGUGAAGAAGCAGAGAGCAACCUGGACUUUGUCGGUUUCAUCAUCUUCGAGAACAAGCUCAAAGAUAGCACCGCCCCCGUCAUUGAAGAGCUCGAACGCGCGAACAUCCGCAAGGUCAUGUGCACUGGUGACAACAUCCUCACCGCUAUCAGCGUAGCCCGCGAGUGCGGCCUCAUCAACAAAACAGCGCACUGCUUCGUCCCGCACUUUGAGGAAGGUGACUCCCGAACAGCAUUAUCGAAGCUGAGCUGGGAAAGCGUAGACGACCCUGUCUUUAAGCUCGACGACAACACUCUGAAGCCCCUACCACCGCCACCAGAGGCCGACGUAUCUCUUCCCUACGACAUCUCCAACCUUCGCAACUACAGUUUGGCCGUCUCCGGCGACGUUUUCCGCUGGAUCGUAGAUUUCGCCUCGGAAUCCACGCUUAGGGAGAUGCUUGUCUGCGGCCAAGUCUUCGCCCGCAUGAGCCCCGAUGAAAAGCACGAACUGGUUGAGAAACUACAGAGCAUAGACUACUGUGUUGGUUUCUGCGGUGACGGUGCAAACGACUGUGGUGCACUCAAAGCAGCUGACGUGGGUAUCUCCUUGUCGGAAGCCGAAGCCUCGGUCGCCGCGCCUUUUACUUCCCGGCAGUUCGACAUCAGCUGUGUGCCUCAAGUUAUCAAGGAAGGACGUGCAGCGCUUGUUACCAGUUUCAGCUGCUUCAAGUACAUGUCUCUCUAUUCCGCCAUACAGUUUUGCUCGGUCAGCUUCUUGUAUGCGAGUGCAUCCAACCUCGGCGACUUCCAAUUUCUCUUCAUCGACCUGCUUCUCAUCCUGCCCAUCGCCAUCUUCAUGGGCUGGUCCGGCGCCUACCCCGUCUUAUCCCGCAAACGCCCUACCGCGAAUCUCGUGAGCAGAAAGGUGCUUACGCCGCUGCUUGGUCAAAUGGUGUUGUGCAUAUUGGUCCAGUACCUCGCUUUCCACUUUGUGCAGAAGCAAGAAUGGUACAUGCCGCCCGUCAUUGACAAGAACCACAGCAACUCGCUCAACUCGCAAAACACGGCGCUGUUCCUGACAUCUUGUUUCCAAUACAUCUUCUCCGCCGUCGUUCUCAGCGUCGGCAAACCGUAUCGCGAACCCAUGUCGCGCAACUUGCCGUUUGUCACGACGAUUUUUGUUACCUUGGCUAUUACGCUGUACAUGCUGUUUGAUCCUGCGGCGUGGGUUAUGAGUGCGAUGGAACUUACCUACCUUGACACGCCGUUCAAGGUUUUUAUCAUGGCGUUGGGAUUGGGCAACUUUGCCAUGGCGUAUCUGGGUGAGAAUAUGUUGUUCCCUGGGCUGAGCAAGUGGAUUGGCGUUGCCAAGGUCAAGUUUGGUGGGCAGGGGAUGCAGAAGAAGAGGAAGGAGUACAAGGUUAUACAGGAGAAUAUGAGGAUGUAG
Molecule: messenger RNA, 4107 nt
Organism: Alternaria burnsii
Lineage: Eukaryota; Fungi; Ascomycota; Dothideomycetes; Pleosporales; Pleosporaceae
Product: atpase type 13a2
Exons: 2
Coding region: 1-4107 (1368 amino acids)
Biological process (GO): intracellular calcium ion homeostasis
Cellular component (GO): membrane
Molecular function (GO): P-type ion transporter activity; ATP binding; ATP hydrolysis activity
Source: RefSeq, a predicted model, not a curated record